Molecule: messenger RNA, 847 nt
Organism: Lolium perenne
Lineage: Eukaryota; Viridiplantae; Streptophyta; Magnoliopsida; Poales; Poaceae
Product: BTB/POZ and MATH domain-containing protein 3-like
Biological process (GO): protein ubiquitination
Molecular function (GO): protein binding
Source: RefSeq, a predicted model, not a curated record
CAUCAUCAUCAGCUCGAUUGUGUGACCGACGGACUGACUGACGCUAUGACGACCGCCGUGGGCAUUGGCCGGCUGUCGCGAUCAGCAUCGCGCAUCGUCGGCAAGGCGGCGAGCGGGUUCCACCUGCUCCGCAUCGAGGCCUACUCGCAGACCAAGAAGGUCACCGCCGUCAAGAACAUCAACUCCACCGUCUUCUCCAUCGGCGGCUACGAGUGGCGCCUCAAGUACUACCCCAACGGCCGCGACGCCAGCUCUGCCAACCCCCAUGAUUACAUCUCCCUGUACCUCAUGCUGCACGGCUACGACAAGGCUAACCUGCAGGCGCAGUACAAGCUCAGCAUCCUCGACCAGGCCGGCAACGUCGCCUACGGGCUCCCUGCCAGGACGGACAUCUUCAAGAGCGGCGUCGACGACGACGACACCAAAGAGCAGAUAAGCUGCGGCCACGAGCGCUUCAUCCGCAAGGAGGACCUGGAGAGGCGCCAGGACCUGAUCAAGGACGACUGCCUCACGUUCCGGUGCGACGUCGGCGGCUUCACGGAGCUGGAGACCUUGCCUCUUGCUUGUGAGGACAGCGACCAAGAUGACGAUGAUGCUGCGGACGACGACCAGUUCGGGUUGAAGCCGCCAGAGCACCGUAGGUAUUCCUCCGGCGGCCGCGGCCGCCGCCGUCGCCCGGACGACAAGGAAUUCGUCCAAUGGUGCUUGGCCCAGAAACGCAUGGUGGGUUGACGAUCGGAGUACUAUUUCUCUUUGAUCGGACGGAUCGACGUAUCCAAAUAAUGGUUUGUUAGGAAUAAGGGGUGGCACCCGUGUGUCACUCAUUUGAUAUCGUCCCUCGUAGUAA